AUGGAGCUAUUAGCUGCGCAGAACGAGCACCGCGGGCCGACGCAGCAACAAGGGGCGUUAUGGCCGCCCACACCGCCACCAUCGGCACACACAAACCCCUUCCUGACCCCCGCGGACACGAACCCCAACUCUGCUAACUGGAGCUAUGAGCACAUUGUGAAGGAAGUGGACGCUGCUUAUGGGCCGCAGUCAGAGCACGCUGCAGCUGUUGGCAUCGAGCUGAGGCAGAGAGUCAGGAAACAAGGUGAAACCAUGCACACACUCCGAGACGACAUCUAUGAAAAGGUCGCUAUUGUGUAUGGUGACCGUACUGAACUGGAACAGGACUGUGUAGCUGUGGAGAUUUUCACUAAUGCGAUGACCGACGCUGACAUUAUCCAAAAGCUCCUUGAAGAGAAGCCUCGUACACUCGCUUGUGCCUAUGACAUUGCCCACCGGUACGUGACCACAAAGAGAGCAGCCAGGGCCGUAACACAGAUGAUGCGUCCAGGGCUGGGUCCCCGCGGCUCGGCAGCAAGAGCGGCUGUGGUAUUGGAGGAUGCUCCAGCCUCUGAAUGCGAUCAACCAAGAACAACGGAUGUAAAUUUCAUUAUGGCCGACACCGCCCGAAGCACCGAGGUCAUCCUGGGACAUCCCUUCCUGCGUCAGUCCAAUGCAUGCCUGGACUACGGCCGCCGAGAGAUAUCCCUCUUCAACGUAAAAGUUCCACGCUACGACCCCAAUUACCAGCCUGCUGCCGCCCAUGUCGUCCGGAUUGCCCGCACCACUGUCCUGGAACCUGGUCGUGAGUAUGUGGUACCUGGGUCCGCCAGCCUCCGCUCUCAAACCGGUGGCGACCUGAUGCUCAGUCCAACCAAGGCCUUUAUCGAGAAACACUGUGUCCUGGUGGCCCAUGCGGUCGUCCAACCACUAAAGUCCGCCGGCAUUCCCAUCCGAGUCUUCAACCCUGGGUCUACGCCUGUCACCCUGAAGAGAGGAACCGUGGCCGGUGUCCUCCAGCCUGCCGAGGUGGUGGCCACCCUUGAGUCGGCGCCAACCUUGCCCCCGUCUAAGCCAGGGCCCAUUAACUCUGUUUCUGUCCCUUCCCACUUGCAGGUCAUGUAUGGUGAGAGCUGCUCCAUCCUGUCAGAGGGUGACUGCAACAAACUCGCCCAUCUGCUACAUUCCUACGCCGAUAUCUUCUCUACUGGCCCUACUGACCUCGGCCGCACCAACAUCGUGCAACAUGACAUCCAGACCCUGCCAGGGCCUCCAGUCAAGCAGCCUCCACGCAGAAUGGCCGCCGACAAGCAGCUCGCCGCCGACCAGCAGCUUCAACAGAGUCUCGACGCGGAGCAACUGGAGCGCUCGCACCAACUUGCACGAGAGGCUCUGGGAAAGGCCUCUGAAAGAGCAAAGAGACAGUAUGACAAGAACAUUUGCCAAACUCAGUACCUGGUCGGUUCUGCGGUGUGGUACCUAGUCAAAGGCACCAAACGAGUAAGACACAAGGUCCGCAAGUUCCUGCCGUCCUACGAGGGCCCUUACUUUAUCGUGGGUCAGCUGGACGACUUGGUGUACCAGAUCCAGAAAGGUCCAAGGGCAAAGAUUAAAGUUGUGCACCACGACAAGCUCAAACCUUUCCAUUCCAGAGCCCUGCUCGACAACAGCUGGGUUUUCCAGAGAAACGACACACCAACACCACUGGAGGUGUCUCCCCCUGUGUCUGAUGUGGACUCUGACACGGACUUCGGCCCUCUUCAGCUGUGGGACACUACUUCCGAGGAUACCCUUUCAGACACCAGAGACACUACCUCUGACUUCGAGAAUACCCCGGCCGCCGCCAGAGAGGUUGCUGGUCCUUCACCACCUGGCCCUCAACCACCUGCCAGCCCCACACAGCCUCAGUGGGAUGAGGUUGGCACUCGGCAUACAUCGCAGAGCGUGAGACGCCUUCACCGUUCGAUCUCUGCCCCUCUGUCCAGGUCGCUAAGGACACGGAGAGCACCUGAUAAGUUUGGUGACUGGCUUAGUCACUAG
Molecule: messenger RNA, 2019 nt
Organism: Knipowitschia caucasica
Lineage: Eukaryota; Metazoa; Chordata; Actinopteri; Gobiiformes; Gobiidae
Source: the annotation of a GenBank genome assembly